AUGGCAAUGCCGUCAGCUGGUGCAGCUGCUGCUGCCGUCCCUAGCGCCCAAGUGGUUGGUAAUGCUUUUGUGGAACAGUAUUACCACAUCCUUCACAGAUCUCCCGAGCUAGUGUACAAAUUUUAUCAAGAUGCUAGCAUCCUUAGUCGCCCUGAUUCUGAUGGCACAAUGACGUCUGUGACAACCAUGCUAGCAAUCAACGAAAAGAUUCAGUCUUUUGAUUACAAGAACUACAAGGCAGAGAUCAAAACUGCAGAUGCUCAAGACUCCUACCAGGCGGGCGUUAUUGUUUUAGUGACAGGAUGUUUAACUGGAACAGACAAUGUGCGGCGGAAAUUCACGCAGACAUUUUUCCUUGCUCCACAAGAGAAAGGAUAUUUCGUUUUGAAUGAUGUUUUUAGGUAUGUCGAGGAGAGUGAACCAUCCGAGGUUAAUUCUGUAUUGGCAAAUGGUGCUGCUGACAACGUUCCUGUAACCACGCCUUUAACAUCAGAUCCAGAACCUGGUCAUGCUCCGGAUCGUACUGCAUUUGACUCUGUAAAUGCCGCAGAAACAGACGAAGCCUACAAUGGUCCAGAGGUUUGCGACCCUUCUGAUAAUGAAGAUGGCUCAGUUGUGGAAGUGGAGCCAGUUAAUGAGCCACCACCUAAGACAACUGAAGUUGAGUUUGUUCAAGGUGUUGGUCCAGAUUCUUCUGCUACCCUAGAGGAAAAGAAAUCUUAUGCUUCAAUAGUCAAGGUUACCAAAUCAGCUACUCGUACUACUCCAGUGUAUGUUCCCACAAGCAGUGCAAGAACAACAGCUGUCAAUGCCAAUCAACAGGCUCGUCGUUCUGAAAAGUCUCUUGUUGAAACACAAGCCCCAGCUCCUGCAGUUGAAAGUGGUCCAGAAAGUAGCAAUGUCCAUGAAGAAGGGUACUCCAUAUAUGUCCGCAAUCUGGCCUUGAAUGCAACUGCUCAACAACUUGAGGAGGAAUUUAAAAAAUUUGGGCCGAUAAAGCAUGACGGAGUGCAAGUUAGAAGUAACAAGCAAGGUUCGUGUUUUGGGUUUGUGGAAUUUGAGUCACUGGAGUCCAUGGAGAACGCAAUCAAGGCAUCGCCCAUAAACAUCGGGGGUCGGCAAGCUGUAGUUGAAGAAAAGAGAACCAACACACGAGUUGGGAGCAGUGGUCGCGGGAGGUACACUUCUGGGAGUGGAGGUUAUCGAAGUGAGAGUUUUCGCGGACGUGGAAACUAUGGUGGUGGCAGGGGUUAUGGCAGGAGCGAGUUCCGUAACCAGGGUGAGUUUUCGAGCAGACCUAAGGGUUCUGGUGGCCGCAAUGUAGAGACCUAUCAACGGGUAGACCAUAGUGGAAGUGGGAGAUUCAGUCGUUCUCAUCAAAGUCAAGGUGCUGGUAGCAAAGGCGGCGCUGCUACAUCUUCUUCGUAG
Molecule: messenger RNA, 1428 nt
Organism: Oldenlandia corymbosa var. corymbosa
Lineage: Eukaryota; Viridiplantae; Streptophyta; Magnoliopsida; Gentianales; Rubiaceae
Source: the annotation of a GenBank genome assembly